UGCAUACAGCUGUGGGAGUGUGGGCCUGUGUGGUGGUGCUCUGGGUGUGGCCAGGAGGCCUCCAUGGAAAGCUGAAGGUGUACACUGGGGAAGUGUGCUUCAGUGCAGAGUGCCUCUGUGAGGGCUACAGAACCCAGGCCACAGUCUCAUUUGCCAGCAGGCCUCUGGGGAUUCAUAAUUUUACAACUCUUACCUGGGCCAGCCCCCCAGAUCUCCUGCUCCUCCUAAACUCUACAAACUCUGAGGUUACAGCCCAAGUGGGUGGCAAGGGGCCAGGAAGCUACAGUUGUGCUCCAGGCGCUGGGAGUGUUGGUGUGCCCCACCCGUGAGCCCCUGUUCUCCAGCCCAGCCCAGCAGCACUGGGAGCUUCUCCCUGAGCUGCCCUGACACCAUUCUGCCCUUAGCAACAUUCUCCAAGCAGCACCACCCUCCCUUAGCAACUGUCUCCAGGCUUCACAAACUGUGGCCAGGCCAGCCCCAAGUUCCCCCUCCCCUCAUGUUUUUGUUUAACAGCAAAUAGUAACAAGGUCCUAGCUUGGCCAGCUGCACCCCUGCCUAGGGCAUGCACUCCUGCUCAUGCUCUGGCUCCCUUCUCAGCCUGGGGUGGGUCUUAUUGGGUCCUCAUGACCCUGAUAUAGUCACUGUCAUCAUUAAAUACCUGCCCAACCAGCAGCCUGGCCUUGCCCUGACCCAGCUUGGCAUGGAACUCCCAGGGAAGAGGCCUUCUCUGCCACCUUCACUUCCACCGAGGCAGGCCUUGUGCCAGGGCCAGACAAAGCCAUGGUCCCAGCUGCUGCCCUCACAGUCUUUCUGGACAGUGCCACUCUGUUCCCAGCCUGGUAUGAGCAUCAUGAUUUCAUCUUUGAACUCCACUCUGGGCCAGGCUGGCAUUAAAUGACAGGACCUUUUCUCUUAGGGCUCCUCCUCAUAGCUCUGGGGCCUAUUCAGACACUGUGCUGGCCCUUCUCCCCAGGAAACUCCUUCUCCAGCUCUGAGGGGUGGCAUGGCAGCAAGCACAGAUGUGGCUGGGCUGGAGGAAAGCUUCCGCAAGUUUGCUAUCCAUGGUGACCCCAAGGCCAGUGGGCAAGAGAUGAAUGGCAAGAACUGGGCCAAGCUGUGCAAGGACUGCAAGGUGGCUGACGGAAAAGCUGUGACAGGGACUGAUGUCGACAUUGUCUUCUCCAAAGUCAAGGGGAAGUCUGCUCGGGUCAUCAACUAUGAGGAGUUCAAGAAAGCCCUAGAAGAGCUGGCACCCAAGCGAUUCAAGGGGAAGAGCAAGGAGGAGGCCUUCGAUGCCAUCUGCCAGCUGGUGGCAGGCAAGGAACCAGCCAAUGUGGGCGUCACUAAAGCAAAAACAGGGGGUGCUGUGGAACGGCUGACCGACACCAGCAAGUACACAGGAUCCCACAAGGAACGCUUCGAUGAGAGUGGAAAGGGCAAGGGCAUUGCUGGGCGGCAAGACAUCCUGGAUGACAGUGGCUAUGUGAGUGCUUACAAGAAUGCAGGCACCUAUGAUGCCAAGGUGAAGAAGUGAGGCCUGGGAAGGCCCCCCCGCUGCACCCCAGUGUGACUGCUCCUGCCAGAGGCUUAGGCCUGGUCUUAAGGGGCAUGUGGAGCAGAAAGCCCGGUCCCCUCCUUGCUGGACCUGCCAACUAGCGCUUCCUGCUCAGCCCCACGGGGCCAGCCGACGAGGCCUCUGAUCCAGACUGCUCUGUGUCCCCUUCCCCUCCUCUCUUCAACUUCUGUCUGUCUGGGGAGAGUCUGUGUCUAUAGCCUCCCCACCCCAACCUAGCCCCGGGCAUGGCUAACCCCUGCCUGCUUGCCUCAUAUUUAAGCUGCUGCUCUGGCCAAGUGCCUAAUUCCUACCCAGACCUCAAUAAAAACACCUUUUAUACCA
Phacochoerus africanus (Common warthog) is the source of this 1897-nucleotide messenger RNA. It is a transcript of the gene TPPP3, whose product is annotated as tubulin polymerization promoting protein family member 3. The record is from RefSeq and is a predicted model, not a curated record. The transcript has 4 exons. Gene Ontology annotation, cellular component: microtubule. Bases 1004 to 1534 code for a protein of 176 amino acids. Gene Ontology annotation, molecular function: tubulin binding. NCBI's taxonomy places the organism in Eukaryota, Metazoa, Chordata, Mammalia, Artiodactyla, Suidae. Gene Ontology annotation, biological process: microtubule polymerization; positive regulation of protein polymerization; microtubule bundle formation.